This is a messenger RNA of Acanthisitta chloris (rifleman), 861 nucleotides long. RefSeq names its product kelch-like protein 26. Gene Ontology annotation, molecular function: protein binding. NCBI's taxonomy places the organism in Eukaryota, Metazoa, Chordata, Aves, Passeriformes, Acanthisittidae. The annotation marks the transcript as partial. The record is from RefSeq and is a predicted model, not a curated record. The transcript has a single exon.
GUGUACUACCUGCCCGACUCCAGCGUGCGGCAGUUCAAGGAGCUGACAGAGAUGGAGGUGGGCAGCAGCCACUCCUGCGUGGCCGUGCUGGACAACUUUGUCUACAUUGUGGGAGGACAACACCUGCAGUACCGCAGCGGGGAGGGAGCCGUGGACAUCUGCUACCGCUACGACCCACACCUCAACCAGUGGCUUCGCAUCCAGGCCAUGCAGGAGAGCAGGAUCCAGUUCCAGCUCAACGUUCUCCACGGCAUGGUCUACGCCACGGGCGGGAGGAACCGCUCGGGGAGUUUGGCCUCGGUGGAGAAAUAUUGCCCCAAGGACAACGAGUGGACCUACGUGUGCUCCCUGAAGCGCAGGACGUGGGGUCACGCCGGGGCCACGGUGGGAGACAAGUUGUACAUCUCAGGUGGGUAUGGAAUCUCAGUAGAGGACAAAAAAGCUCUGCACUGUUACGACCCCGUUACGGAUCAGUGGGAGUUUAAGACCCCGAUGAAUGAACCCAGAGUGUUACAUGCCAUGGUCAGUGCCAACAACAGGAUUUAUGCCCUGGGAGGUCGUAUGGACCACGUGGAUCGUUGCUUUGACGUGUUGGCCGUGGAGUAUUACGUGCCUGAAACAGAUCAGUGGACCACGGUGAGCCCCAUGCGUGCUGGGCAGUCUGAGGCUGGUUGUUGCCUGCUGGAGAAGAAGAUUUACAUUGUAGGAGGUUACAACUGGCACCUGAACAAUGUGACAAGCAUUGUCCAGGUCUACAACACAGAGACUGAUGAGUGGGAAAGGGACUUGCACUUCCCAGAGUCUUUUGCUGGGAUAGCAUGUGCUCCUGUUAUCCUCCCACAGGUGACAACCCAGAGGUAA